Messenger RNA from Otolemur garnettii (small-eared galago), 4978 nucleotides. RefSeq names its product ubiquitin protein ligase E3A (gene UBE3A). Bases 1073 to 3631 code for a protein of 852 amino acids. NCBI's taxonomy places the organism in Eukaryota, Metazoa, Chordata, Mammalia, Primates, Galagidae. The record is from RefSeq and is a predicted model, not a curated record. Gene Ontology annotation, biological process: protein polyubiquitination; ubiquitin-dependent protein catabolic process. The transcript is spliced from 15 exons. Gene Ontology annotation, molecular function: ubiquitin protein ligase activity.
UGCCUGCCGGGAUACUCGGCCCGCCCAGCCAGUCCGCCCGUCUUGCGCCCCUGCCGCGAGAUCCGUGUUUCUCCCAAGAUGGUGGCGCUGGGCUCAGGGUGACUACAGGAUACGACAGGGCUUUUUCUCCUUCGCCAGAACCCGGACACACCAGCUUUCGCUCGCUCGCGCGCUCCGCCGCCGCGUAGCCAUCCGCCGGCUCCGGCGCCCGCCAUCCGCCGCCUACUUACGCUUCACCUCUGCCGACCCGGCGUUCUCGGCUGCGGGCGGCGGCGCCUCCCGUGGCUCCUCCUCGGAAUAGCUCGCGGCCUAUAGCCCCUGCCAGGAGGGCCCUGCAGCCCCCCAGUGUGGUCAGGCAGCGGCUACUGGCGACAAACGUCGGGAUUUUGGUGGCCCCGGGGCCUCCUUUCCCGGCAUCGGUUUCCGGAGAAGGAAGCGCGGGUCCCGCAUGAGCCCCGGCGGUGGCGGCAGCGAAAGGGAACGAGGAGGUGGCGGGCGGAGGCGGCGGGCGAGGGCGACAACGACCAUUGAGGCGGCCGCCGCUGCGAGGGCCGCAGCCCAGGCGCGGGGGCGACGACAGGUUAAAAAUCUGUAAGAGCCUGAUUUUACAAUUCACCAGCUCCUCAGAAGUUUGGCGAAAUAUGAGUUAUUAAGCCUACGCUCAGAUCAAGUUAGCAGCUAGACUGGUGUGACAACCUGUUUUUAAUCAGUGACUCAAAGCUGUGAUCACCCUGAUGUCACCGAAUGGCCACAGCUUGUAAAAGAGAGUUACAGUGGAGGUAAAAGGAGUGGCUUGCAGGAUGGAGAAGCUGCACCAAGUAUUAUUGGAAUGCCAGCAGGUUUAUUUUUUGUUUUGCAAGCCAGCUCUGCCUCCUUACAGUAUGACAUCUGAUGCUUGCUGGAGGGUCGCACUUUCAAAAAUGAGUCAGCUGGUACAUGGGGUUAUCAUCAAUUUUUAGCUCUUCUCUCUGGGAGAUACAAGUUUGGAAGCAAUCUUGGGGUACUUACCCACAGGCUGGUGGAGACCAGAUCACCAGGAGAACCUCAGUCUGACGACAUUGAAGCUAGCCGAAUGAAGCGAGCAGCUGCAAAGCAUCUAAUAGAACGCUACUACCACCAGUUAACUGAGGGCUGUGGAAAUGAGGCCUGCACGAAUGAGUUUUGUGCUUCCUGUCCAACUUUUCUUCGUAUGGAUAACAAUGCAGCAGCUAUUAAAGCCCUCGAGCUUUAUAAGAUUAAUGCAAAACUCUGUGAUCCUCAUCCUUCCAAGAAAGGAGCAAGCUCAGCUUACCUUGAGAACUCAAAAGGUGGCCCUAACAACUCCUGCUCUGAGAUAAAAAUGAACAAGAAAGGAGCUAGAGUUGAUUUUAAAGAUGUGACUUACCUAACAGAAGAGAAGGUAUAUGAAAUUCUUGAAAUAUGUAGAGAGAGAGAGGAUUAUUCCCCUUUAAUCCGUGUUAUUGGCAGAGUUUUCUCUAGUGCUGAGGCACUAGUCCAGAGCUUUCGGAAAGUCAAGCAGCACACCAAGGAAGAGUUAAAAUCUCUUCAAGGAAAGGAUGAAGACAAAGAUGAGGAUGAAAAGGAGAAAGCUGCAAGUUCUGCCGCUGCUAUGGAGGAAGAUUCAGAAGCUUCUUCCUCAAGAGUAGGCGAUAGCUCACAGGGAGACAACAAUCUACAAAAAUUAGGCCCUGAUGAUGUGUCUGUGGAUAUUGAUGCUAUUAGAAGAGUCUACACAAGGUUGCUCUCUAAUGAAAAAAUAGAAACUGCCUUUCUCAACGCACUCGUGUAUUUGUCACCUAAUGUGGAGUGUGACUUGACAUAUCACAACGUGUACUCCCGAGAUCCUAACUAUUUGAAUUUGUUCAUUAUUGUGAUGGAGAAUAGAAAUCUCCAUAGUCCUGAAUAUCUGGAAAUGGCUUUGCCAUUAUUUUGCAAAGCAAUGAGCAAGCUACCCCUUGCAGCCCAAGGAAAACUGAUUAGACUGUGGUCUAAAUACAAUGCAGAUCAGAUUCGGAGAAUGAUGGAAACAUUUCAGCAACUUAUUACUUACAAAGUCAUUAGCAAUGAAUUUAACAGUCGAAAUCUAGUGAAUGAUGAUGAUGCUAUUGUUGCUGCUUCGAAGUGCUUGAAAAUGGUUUACUAUGCAAAUGUAGUAGGAGGGGAUGUGGACACAAAUCACAAUGAAGAAGAUGAUGAAGAGCCCAUUCCUGAGUCCAGUGAACUGACACUUCAGGAGCUUUUGGGAGAGGAAAGAAGAAACAAGAAAGGUCCUCGAGUGGACCCACUGGAAACUGAACUUGGUGUUAAAACUCUGGAUUGCCGAAAACCACUUAUCCCUUUUGAAGAGUUUAUUAAUGAACCUCUGAAUGAUGUUCUAGAAAUGGAUAAGGAUUAUACUUUUUUCAAAGUAGAAACAGAGAACAAAUUCUCUUUUAUGACAUGUCCCUUUAUACUGAAUGCUGUCACGAAGAAUUUGGGAUUAUAUUAUGACAACAGAAUUCGCAUGUACAGUGAACGAAGAAUCACUGUUCUCUACAGCUUAGUUCAAGGACAGCAGUUGAAUCCAUAUUUGAGACUCAAAGUCAGACGUGACCAUAUCAUAGAUGAUGCACUUGUCCGGCUAGAGAUGAUUGCUAUGGAAAAUCCUGCAGACUUGAAGAAACAGUUGUAUGUGGAAUUUGAAGGAGAACAAGGAGUCGAUGAGGGAGGUGUUUCCAAAGAAUUUUUCCAGCUGGUUGUGGAGGAAAUCUUCAAUCCAGAUAUUGGUAUGUUCACAUAUGAUGAAUCUACAAAAUUGUUUUGGUUUAAUCCGUCUUCUUUUGAAACUGAGGGUCAGUUUACUCUGAUUGGAAUAGUACUGGGUCUGGCUAUUUACAAUAAUUGUAUACUGGAUGUGCAUUUCCCCAUGGUUGUCUACAGGAAACUAAUGGGGAAAAAAGGAACUUUUCGUGACUUGGGAGACUCUCACCCAGUUCUGUAUCAAAGUUUAAAAGAUUUAUUGGAGUAUGAAGGGAAUGUGGAAGAUGAUAUGAUGAUCACUUUCCAGAUAUCACAGACAGAUCUUUUUGGUAAUCCGAUGAUGUAUGAUCUAAAGGAAAAUGGUGAUAAGAUACCAAUUACAAAUGAAAACCGGAAGGAAUUCGUCAAUCUCUAUUCUGACUACAUUCUCAAUAAAUCAGUAGAAAAACAGUUCAAGGCUUUUCGUAGAGGUUUUCAUAUGGUGACCAAUGAAUCUCCCUUAAAGUACUUAUUCAGACCAGAAGAAAUUGAAUUGCUUAUAUGUGGAAGCAGGAAUCUAGAUUUCCAAGCACUAGAAGAAACUACAGAAUAUGAUGGUGGCUAUACCAGGGACUCUGUCCUGAUUAGGGAGUUCUGGGAAAUUGUUCAUUCAUUUACAGAUGACCAGAAAAGACUCUUCUUACAGUUUACAACAGGCACAGACAGAGCGCCUGUAGGAGGUCUAGGAAAAUUAAAGAUGAUUAUAGCCAAAAAUGGCCCAGAUACAGAAAGGUUACCUACAUCUCAUACUUGCUUUAAUGUCCUUUUACUUCCGGAAUAUUCAAGCAAAGAAAAACUUAAAGAGAGAUUGUUGAAGGCCAUCACAUAUGCCAAAGGAUUUGGCAUGCUGUAAAACAAAACAAACAGAAAAAGGAAGGAAGAAAAAAAAAGAAAAAAAAUUUUAAAAAAUUUAAUAAAUAUAACAAGAGGGAUAAAUUUUUGGUGGUAGUAGUGUCCCAGUACAAAAAGGCUGUAAGAUAGUGAACCACAGUAGUCACCUGUGUCUGUGCCUCCAUUCUUUAUUGGGGACAUGUGGGCUGGAACAGCAGAUUUCAGCUACAUAUAUGAACAAAUCCUUUAUUAUUAUUAUAAUUAUUUUUUUGCGUGAAAGUGUUACAUAUUCUUUCACUUGUAUGUACAGAGAGGUUUUCUGAAUAUUUAUUUUAAGGGUUAAAUCACUUUUGCUUGUGUUUAUUACUGCUUGAGGUUGAGCCUUUUUGAGUAUUUAAAAAAUAUAUACCAACAAAACUACUCUCCCAAGGAAAAUAUUGCCACCAUUUGUAGACCAUGUAACCUUCAAGUAUGUGCUAUUUUUUGUCCCUGUAUCUAACUCAAAUCAGGAACUGUAUUUUUUUUUUUUUUUAAUGAUUUGCUUUUGAAACUUGAAGUCUUGGAAACAGUGUGAUACAAUUACUGCUGUUCUAGCCCCCAAAGAGUUUUCUGUGCAAAAUCUUGAGAGUCAAUAAAGAUGGAAGGGAGAAUUUGGAAUGUUUUAACUGCAGCCCUCAGAACUUUACUUUAGUAACAGCACAACAAAUUAAAAACAACUCAUGCCACAGUCUGUUGUCUUCAUGUGUCUUGCAGUGAACUGUAUCAGUAGCCAACCCUCUUUCUUAGUAUGAAAGGACAGGGAUUUUUGUUGUUGUUGUUGUUGUUGUUGUCGUUGUUGUUGUUUUAAGUUUACUGGGGAAAGUGCAUUUGGCCAAAUGAAAUAGUAGUCAAGCCUAUUGCAACAACAUUAGAAAGUUUGUUGUUUAUUAUAAACAAAAAGCAUGUGAAAGUGCACUUAAGAUAAACUUUUUAUUGAUUACUUAUUACCUAGAGUUUAAAUAGACAAUCCAAAGUCUCCCCUUCAUGUUGCCAUCAUCUGUUUAAGCAGCCAUCUUAUCAAGGCAUGUGAUCAGUGUUGCAACCUGAUGGAAAGGCUGGCUACUGUGCCUCCUGCUACUUAAUCAUACAGUAAGCCAACCUGGAACUGAAUGGAACUGUUACUCCUAAGAAUUACAUUGUAUAUCCCCAAAGGUUAAAUUUUACUUCAAAGUGUUAAAGAUUGCUUUCAUGUACUGUGGGGAAGUACAGAUAGGUUUAAAUUACUGGAUAUUCAGAAGUAAGUAGUUUCCCCUUUCCUAGUCUUCUGUGUCUGUGAUGUUAAUUUCUUUUAUUGCAUUACAAAAUAAAAGGAUUAUGUAUUUUUAACUAA